Messenger RNA from Cyclopterus lumpus (lumpfish), 1426 nucleotides. Its product is annotated as zinc finger protein 32-like. NCBI's taxonomy places the organism in Eukaryota, Metazoa, Chordata, Actinopteri, Perciformes, Cyclopteridae. Bases 57 to 1346 code for a protein of 429 amino acids. Gene Ontology annotation, cellular component: nucleus. The transcript is spliced from 2 exons. The record is from RefSeq and is a predicted model, not a curated record.
UACGUCAUCAACACGCGCCUCGAUACGCGCUUCACAUCACGACAGACGGGACGCACAUGUACCGCGCAUGCGCUGCUCGCCGCUCUCCUCCUGUGUUGGUCGCCAUGUCUCGAGGAGAAACGCUGAGACUGUUGGUGAAGCAGCGAGUCCACGCGGUCGUUGAAGAGGCUUUUGGGCUGUUGGACACAUUAACAGCAGCUUAUGAGGACUCCGUUUGUGCUCUAAGAGAACAGGAGCGACUCACAUCAGAUGUCCAGCAGCUGUUUGUGAUUAAAGCAGAUGUCCCCCCUGAGUACCAGGACCAGGACCAGGUCAACACGAAAGAGGACCCGGAGCAUCUCUGGACCGGUCUAGAGGGAGAGCAGCUUACGGUGCUGCAGGAGGCCGAUCUCACCAAGAUCUCAUUCACUGUUGUUACUGUGAAGAGUGAAGAUGACAAACCUCAGACCUCACGGCUUCAUCAAAGCCAGACGGAGGACAACAGAGAGGCGGAGCCUCCAGCCGGCAGCUCAGCUACACCGAUAACAACAGAAACUGAUGGAGAGGACUGUGGAGGUUCAGGACCAGUCAGGAACCUAAAUCCACAUCGUCAUUCACAUCCAAAUGCUGAUGAUGAAAAGGCUUCAGAAUCUUCUGAAACUGAAGUCAUUGAUGGUGAUUGGCAAGAACCGUUGUCAGAUUCUGGACCUGAAAGUGAAGACAGGGACAAAGUCCGGAAGGAGACCAGGGAACCUGAUUCUGCUGCACAUGCCCUGAAAUAUAAGGAAGCCCUUUUGAGUCAUGUGGGAUGUAACACUGGCAAGAAAUCCAAUGCAUCACGGUCAAAAGGGCUCACAAAGGACAAAUCAAUCAGUUGUGAUGUUUGUGGAAAGACAUUUACAGCACAGGGAAGUCUGAAGUUGCACAUGAGAAUCCACUCGGGAGAGAAACCAUUUAGUUGUGAUGUUUGUGGGAAAAGAUUUAUACGUCAGGGGAUUUUGAAGAAACACAUCAGAGUCCACACAGGAGAGACACCAUUUGGUUGUGAUGUUUGUGGGAAAAGAUUCAAUGAACAGGGAAAUCUGAGGAGACACACAAGAGGCCACACAGGAGAGAAACCAUUCAGUUGUGAUGUUUGUGGGAAAAGAUUUCCAGAACAAGGGAGUCUGAAGAAUCACAUGAGAGUCCACACAGGAGAGAAACCAUUCAGUUGUGAUGUUUGUGGGAAAAGAUUCAAUGUUAAGAGAAAUCUGAGGAGACACAUAAGAGGCCACACAGGAGAGAAACCAUUCAGUUGUGAUGUUUGUGGGAAAAAAUACAUAUUACAUGCACAUCUGAAGAGACACAUGAGAGUCCACACAGGAUAGUGUGUUCCAGUAGUUACAGAUUACUGAUGUAAGUUGUUCUCUUUCUCUUGUGUUUUAUUUAAUAAAGAUGUAAUAUGUUU